Messenger RNA from Microthlaspi erraticum, 1155 nucleotides. Lineage: Eukaryota; Viridiplantae; Streptophyta; Magnoliopsida; Brassicales; Brassicaceae. The record is from the annotation of a GenBank genome assembly.
AUGAUGAUUGCCGAUCUUCCACAAGAUUUAGAAUCAAUAAUACUCUCUAGGGUUCCGGCCAAGGCUCAACGCCAAGUUCGAUUCACUUGCAAACGAUGGAACGCGUUAUUCAAAGAUCCUAAAUUCCUCAAGAACAUUGAUAAAGCAAGAACGCAAGUGAUUUUAAAAAUCGAUCUAAAGUUUUAUUCAGGUAUCAUCAAUCUCCACGGAAUCCACAACAGCUUUGAUCAUUCAUCAUUGGAGUUUACAGGUGAACUUCAAAGUCUCAAGGCUUCAAAACAUGUCGAAAUAUUUGAUAUGUUUCACUGCGACGGCUUGUUGCUAUGCACCGCAAACUACGAUAGACUCGUGGUUUGGAACCCUUGUACUGGUCAAAGCAAGCGUAUCGAUCCGAUUAAUCGCAUCAGAGGAUAUUUCACAAAGAAGUAUAUUCUAGGAUACGAAAACAACAAAUCAUCUACCGGUAGCUACAAGAUCGUGUGCUUCAUCCUUGAUUCCGAUAUCUGGAGACAGCACUGUUUUACUAGGGUUGAAAUAUAUGAAUCUAACUCUGGUUCAUGGAGGGUUCUUGAUGACGUAAUUCACCCGUACCGGUUUCUCAAUGUUUCUCGUGGUAUGUUCAAUGCUUCUCGUGGUGUGUCUUUAAAGGGAAACACUUACUGGUUUGAUAUAUAUAAUGAGUACCAUCGGGACAGUUCCAUAGUCAUGUUUGAUUUCACAACAGAGAAACUUGGACGUCUCUCUCUUCCUUUUACGAGACAUAAUUAUGAGACCGUGGUUCUAUCAGUUGUGAGAGAAGAGAAACUUGCGGUGUUGAGGUAUGAUAAUGGUUCAUUGGAGAUGAAGAUAUGGUUGACGACCAACACUAAGAUCGAUGAGGCCAAAGACUUGUCGUGGAGCGAGUUCUUGGUAGUGGAUUUGGGUAAAGUUAUGGUUCAAAGUAUGAAUCGUUCGGUCAGUUUCUUGGUGGUGGACGAGGAGAAUAAAAUGGUCGUCUGUUGUGAUCAUUUUUACAUGUUCAGUGAAGAGCAUACCAGAAUUUAUAUUGUUGGAGAGCAUAUGCAUAAACUAGUUUAUGAAAAAGAGACUACAAAGAGAACACCAGAUUAUUUGCCACUUCUCCUCAGCUAUGUUCCAAGCUUGGCUCACAUUUAG